AUGAAAACUCGCCAUAUCAUGAAAGGGCAUGUUCACCAAGUGGUGGAGGCAUUUGAAGAUGGGCUAGCUAUUGCAAGGGAAGAGAAGGGUGUGGACAAGGGAGUGAGUGUAAGGCUGAAUGAGUACGGGUCUAAUAUGAUGGACCCUAUCAUGGAGAAUCGGAAACGAGUGCUUGAAGAGUUGGAGGGGGAUGUGGGUAACCCUCCUACUCCAAAGAAACAGUUUGUGGAAUCGACUGAUGAUCUGGAUAAGGUGGAGGAAGCCAGCCUUGAAUGGCCCCAGGAGGAUAAAUGA
Linum trigynum is the source of this 294-nucleotide messenger RNA. The record is from the annotation of a GenBank genome assembly. Lineage: Eukaryota; Viridiplantae; Streptophyta; Magnoliopsida; Malpighiales; Linaceae.